AACAGCCAAAACACUGAGGCGUUUUCAUACAUGCGGCACUUUGUAGUAGCUCUUAAAGCGUGUGGAUAACGGUUGAAGUGUACAGGUGAAAAUGUGAUUCAAAUUUGUGUUUUGGGAUGUUUUUAGAAUGCCGCUCGGUUGUCGGAAUAUAGAACCAAGUCGUUUAGGGGCGCACGAGGUUCCAGUGGAUGGGGAAAGCGAUCGGAGAACCGUGCUGUAUACGGUAGCGAAUAACGCUAUCGUGGGAACGCUUCUGCAACUGGCCAGUUUGGUUAGACAUGCAGACGAUCUCUUCUGUGACAUCGCGGACGAGUGUCAAAAGGUUUUAGAUCGAACCGACUCGAUAUCGAAACGAAUCCAGGGUCUAGACGCCACGAUUUCGAAGCUAGACGCUAAGCAGGCAAUUAUACCUGAAGGUGACCUCAAGCAGUUCACAGCGGUUACACACCACCAUGAGGCACGCCACGGUUACGAUGCCAAUUUCUUCAUUCCCACUAACCGACCCCAGUGUGUCCUUGACCUGUACGCCCUGUGUCUGCCGAAUCCCACAAGGGUCAUACGCAGCGCUGACCUCUAUCGUAAAGACGGGCUCAGUGGUUCGAAAAUGUUCAAAUGUUGGCCUGUCUUGAUCAAUGAAAAGAGGGUGCGGACUCCGGACCUCAAUUUAACAAGAUCGAUACAACGGGUGAGAUCAUUUGAGAAGAAGUACAAGCAGCCAAGAGCAAGGCCAAAAACAAUACAUGGAUUUGACGACUUCAAUUUCGAAGAGAUGAAGAAGGGAGCUGUCGACCAACACAAAAGUGCUCAGUGCCUUACCUCCCCAGAACCACCUGUUAUCGUUACCAUAGAUACCUCAGGGUCAAACUUUGAGCGAAUGCAAUCAUUACGGAGUUCCGGUAGACUUCAACUCAGUACAGAAGAGAAAGAGAAGAGGAAAAAACGACGACGGACUGUGUCUGGAUUACAAAACAUUAUGGGUGAAAUCGAGAAAUUUGAUCGGAAAAAGAAAACGGCAGAAGGUCAAAGUCGAACUACCCCAAGGUCGUACAGCUUUGAUGACCUUGAUGAUGAGGAUGAGGUGGAAAGAGACGAAGGCUUGAUGAAAUAUCUUGAUGAGAUUGACGGUAAAAUGGAGGAAAGAACUGGAGAGGAAAAGGCUAAAAAACUACUGAACUUUUUUUGUGGUCGUAGGUCAAAGUCAUUGCCUAGAUGCAUAAAAUUACCUUCAGUGUCACGGUCACUGUCAGCUGACCGGAGGUCAGUGAAGGAUUUGAACACAACUUAUGGCAGUAGCUCUCUCAGUAUUCAAAGUUUGACUUCUAACGCAUCAAGUCGAUUAUCACGAAGUGCAAAGCGAUCUAGUAUUAUCGGCAACAAAAUCAAAUCUUUAGUAACCGGUCAAAAAGACAAACCAAAACCACGACCAAAAUCACUGGAUAUAGACACUUUACUUGACACUAAGGCAAAGCAUAAAAGUUCCAUAGAGGAACAUGAAAGAAGUAAAAGCACAUAUAGUUUGGAAAGAAAACAUUUAUUAACAGUUCCUGACAAUCUUCUUAAGAAGGAAAGCUCAUCCAAAUCCAGUUCCACACUAGGACCGGGCUCAUACUAUAACUUUGAGAGUAACACGUUACCAAGGGCAACUGCUAAGAAGUAUGACUUCCCAUGGGAGACUUUGCCCAAAGAUUGGACCACAUCAGUGAAGCUGAGGGAAAUAUCCAAACGUAGAGCUAAAGAAGACAGGCAAUCUUCCUCAGGCAACUGGAGCCAAAGCGGCACGAGCAGUAACCGUCACUCCCUGGACUCAGACCUGCGCAGUGAGGAGCCCAACAAGUUCCAGUCCCAGUACUCCCUCGGCAAGGACUCUGGCAGAGACUCUCUCACAUUGGAGGAGGAGAACGACUGCGUGACAGACGGUACAAGCACAGCAGGGUACGCAGGCGACACACAGAGCACGAUCACUGGGGACUCCGUUUCAAUCGGCAACCCCAAGACAGACUUCACCCAGCUCGACACCGAGGCUUGGAUAAAAAGUCUCGCGGUACGCGCAGCGCAGAAAGAGGCUGAGAGUGCCGAUAAGUCGUCCUCUCUUUCACGGUUGACUCGGCAAAACAUCCUCGCUCUUGAUCUUAUGCUCGCUGAGGCGAGUCCAAAGAAAAAGAUCGAUGACGAGUCUUCAGUUUAUUCAGUAGAUCAGGAAGGAUUUUAUACCUCAUUUCAUAACGACAGUGGACUGAAGCGUAGUACAAACACGUUAAUUGAUGAGGAUGAAGACGAUGCCUGUCUAACGCCUUGCAAAGACACUUUGAGCAUUGGAAGUGAAGAUAGUGUGAUACACAGGUCAGCGCUAAGUGAUAAGUUUGCUGGCUUACGAAGAGGUGGUAAUCGCAAGAAAGUUCUCAGUAAAGUGACCCCACCCCUGCCUCCAGACAGGAAUUUGUUUGACAGUAACAGUCAGGGCUUUGAUAAUCAGACUAAUAAACCUGAGCUUAACUCAUUUCCAUCUGUAGAAUCAUCAACAGAAUCAGAAGAAGCAGUGUUUACACGUGUUCACGAUAAAACUAACUUGACACACACUGGUUUCCCAUCAUUGGUUGCUCUGUCCACAAGUGAUGACGAAAGUUCCCCUGAAACAAAAUCAGCUGGAUUAAAUUCACAGGGGCUUGAAAGUUCAGUCUUGCAGCAUACAAGGAGCGAUUUAGGACUAUCAAACAUAACUUGUGCUUCAAAUUUUUCGCAUGUUUCGUUGCAAAGUGGAAGCUAUUUGGACGAUAGGACCCAUUCUAGUCCGUCUCUGAAGCAUUCUAGCUCAGUGUUAGAGUGCUCCAAACAGGGAUGUGAUAGCCCUCAGACUGGGAGAAAAGAAAAAUCAAAAGUAGAAAGCAGUUACCAGUCUUGGCCCCGAUCUCAUAAAAGCCAUACUGGUAUACUCAAGUCAAGUGAGAAAUCAGUGGAAAGUUCACGACCUUGUAAAACCUUGAACUUUGACCCAGUUAUUAAUUUGUUUAAAGAAGGUUACCAGGACGCGGUUUCAAAUACCUCUACCAUCACCAACAAAUUCAUCAGCCAGUGAAAGU
Molecule: messenger RNA, 3077 nt
Organism: Dreissena polymorpha
Lineage: Eukaryota; Metazoa; Mollusca; Bivalvia; Myida; Dreissenidae
Product: actin remodeling regulator NHS-like
Exons: 5
Coding region: 128-3073 (981 amino acids)
Biological process (GO): cell differentiation
Source: RefSeq, a predicted model, not a curated record